AUGUCUGCAGUUCAACCAGUUGCUGUGUACGCUCUCCGGGUGCCCGCCGAUGGUGCUUUGGUUCCUGCAGUUCCCAAUGCUGCUGCUAUGUUCCGAGUGAGCAUGGCCGCCAUCGACCCUGAUGAGACCCCAGAGUUUGACGAUGACAACACCCGCCGCCCCAGAGCGACCCUCAGACUCAUCCGCGCUCCUCCUGGUUUGGAUGAGGAAGAUUCGGACUACGAAGAUGAAGACGAAGAUGACUCCGAGGAAGACUCCGAUGAUGAGGAGGUCAACGGGGGCCCCAGCGACAAGGAGAAGGCGCGCAAACUGAAGGAGGCCGCUUACCUGAAGGAACUAGAGGAUGCCAUGUCGGAAGACGAGGAUUCCGAUGAGGGUGAGGAGUUCGACCUUAAGGCCGCCAUCUCCAAGCUCGUCAAGGGCAAGGCCCCCGCCACCGAUGAUGACGAUGAGGACGAUGAAUCUGAUGAGGGCUUGGAGCUUGAAGAGAUGGUUAUCUGCACUCUGGACCCCGAAAGGAACUACCAGCAAACCCUUGACAUUACUGUUGCCGAAGGCGAGCGUGUUUUCUUCAAGGCUACCGGAACUCACACUAUUUACCUCACCGGAAACUACGUCAUGCCUAUCGAUGAGCCCGAGGAUGACUACGAUGAAUCUGACGAGGACGAUGAGGAGGAUUACGACCUGUCUCCCGAUGAGGAUGAGCUUGAUAUCGACGAGCUCAUGAUGGGCGAGGAUGACGAGAGCGACGACCUUGACGACCUGGAGAACCCCAGAAUCACAGAGGUUGACACCGAUGAGGAGGAGGCUCCUAAGCUCGUCGACGCUAAGGGCAAGAAGAAGCGCGGUGCUGAAGAGGCUUCUCUGGAGGACCAGAUUGCUAAGGAUGGCAAAACCAAGGCUGCCGCCACCGGUGAGAGCAAGAAGCAACAGAAGAAGCUCAAGAAGAACAACGGUGAAGCUUCCGCUGUUGAAGCCAAGCCGGAGCAGAAGGAGGCCAAGAAGGUCCAGUUUGCCAAGAACCUUGAGCAGGGCCCUACGCCUUCCAAGGAGAAGAAGCCUGCUGAGAAGACCGAGAAGACCACUGGAACUCUUGGCGUUAAGGAGGUGAAGGGAGUCAUCAUUGAUGACAAGAAGCUGGGUAAGGGAUCCGCUGCCGCUGCUGGCAACAACGUUGCCAUGCGCUACAUUGGUAAGCUUGAGAGUGGCAAGGUCUUUGACUCUAACAAGAAGGGCAAGCCUUUUACCUUCAAGCUCGGCCGGGGUGAGGUGAUCAAGGGCUGGGAUAUUGGUGUUGCUGGCAUGGCUGUUGGUGGUGAGCGCCGUAUCACCAUCCCCGCUCACCUCGCCUACGGCAAGAAGGGCGUCCCUGGUAUUCCUGGCAACUCGAAGUUGAUCUUCGAUGUCAAGCUCUUGGAGAUCAAAUAG
Aspergillus mulundensis is the source of this 1428-nucleotide messenger RNA. Its product is annotated as FKBP-type peptidyl-prolyl cis-trans isomerase. Gene Ontology annotation, cellular component: chromatin; nucleolus. Gene Ontology annotation, molecular function: macrolide binding; peptidyl-prolyl cis-trans isomerase activity. The record is from RefSeq and is a predicted model, not a curated record. The coding region runs from base 1 to 1428 and encodes 475 amino acids. The transcript has 4 exons. Lineage: Eukaryota; Fungi; Ascomycota; Eurotiomycetes; Eurotiales; Aspergillaceae.